Messenger RNA from Chinchilla lanigera (long-tailed chinchilla), 2295 nucleotides. RefSeq names its product doublesex and mab-3 related transcription factor 1 (gene Dmrt1). Gene Ontology annotation, biological process: sex differentiation; regulation of transcription by RNA polymerase II. Gene Ontology annotation, cellular component: nucleus. The transcript is spliced from 5 exons. Gene Ontology annotation, molecular function: DNA-binding transcription factor activity, RNA polymerase II-specific; RNA polymerase II cis-regulatory region sequence-specific DNA binding. The record is from RefSeq and is a predicted model, not a curated record. Lineage: Eukaryota; Metazoa; Chordata; Mammalia; Rodentia; Chinchillidae. Bases 233 to 1333 code for a protein of 366 amino acids.
AAGUAUCCAAAAGUUCUGAGCCACGCGCGCCAAAAGAAAAAGGGCACAACCCCCCACCGCUACUUCUGGCGCGGCUGGUCCGGAGCUCGCCACUCCGGCUGCACCUCCGGCUCGGGCGCGCACGGCUGCCGCGCCUUCUCCUCCUUCCGACCCUCGCCGUCGGCUGGGUGCCUCUACUCUGCCCUCUCCAAGCCGAGAGCCCGCCCGAGUCCUCGCUGCUUCUCUGGCCAACAUGCCCAACGAAGACGCGUUCGGCAAGUCCUCCGCGCCGUCGGACACCCCGGGGGCACCGCCGCAAGGCAAGGCGGCCGGGGGCUACGGCAAAGCGGCCGGGGCGCUGCUGGGGGCGGCGGGCGCCUCCGGCGAUGCCGGGGGCAGCGGGGCGGCGUCCGGCUUGGGCGCCUCGGGCAAGAAAUCCCCGCGGCUGCCCAAGUGCGCUCGCUGCAGGAACCACGGCUACGCGUCGCCGCUCAAGGGCCACAAGCGCUUCUGCAUGUGGCGGGACUGCCAGUGCAAGAAGUGCAACCUGAUCGCCGAGAGACAGCGCGUGAUGGCCGCGCAGGUGGCCCUGAGAAGGCAGCAGGCCCAGGAGGAGGAACUGGGCAUCAGCCACCCCAUUCCACUGCCCAGUGCUGCUGAGCUGCUUGUCAAGAGAGAGAACGCUGGCAGCAACCCGUGCCUCAUGACCGAGAGUGGCAGCCCCUCGCAGCCGGCGCCAGCCAGUACUACAGCUGCUGUGGCCUCAGAGGGCCGUAUGCUCCUCCAGGAUGUUCCUGUUGCAACCAGCAGAGGGCACAUGGAGAACGCACCUGAUCUGGUUGCGGAUCCCACCUACUACAGCAGCUUUUACCAGCCGCCGCUGUUUCCGUACUACAACAAUCUGUACAACUACCCGCAGUACUCCAUGGCCUUGGCUGCUGAGUCCUCUGCUGGGGAUGUGGGAAGUUCCCUCGGGGGAUCCCCUGUGAAGAACAGCCUUCGGAGCCUUCCAGCACCGUACGUGCCUGGUCAGGCAGGAAACCAGUGGCAGCAGAUGAAAAGCUCGGAGAACCGCCAUACAGUGAGUUCCCAGUACAGGAUGCAUUCUUACUACGGGCCUCCCUCCUACCUGGGCCAGAGCAUGUCCCAGAUCUUCACUUUCGAGGAUGGGCCAUCUUACUCGGAACCCAAAGCAAGCGUAUUCUCGCCGCCCAGCAGUCAAGAUUCUGGCUUGGUUUCCCUCUCCAGCAGCUCUCCUCUAAGUAGUGAGAGCACAAAGGGGGUUCUCGAAUGUGAGGCUGCGUCGGAGCCCACCAGCUUCACGGUCACUCCUGUAGUCGAAGAGGCGGAGUGAGCAGCAUUGCAGUUGGUAGUUCACUUGGAACACCGGGCUUAUCCCAUUACCCACAGGGUUUGUUGUUAUUCUGUAUUGAGUUAUGCUGACUUAACUGUUGAGAACGUGUUUGGUUUAUAUAUUCCUUAAGAGUUUAGUCCAGAGGCUAAGACACUUGUAAUAGUGGGGUUUUGACCACUAUCAGCAAGAAUUAAGUGCUUUGCUCACAGGGUUUAAAUACUAGUGUCCCUCGUGCUUUUGUUUUUAAUGACACCGGUUUACACCUAGCAUUCAAAAAAUACAGUAAUUUACUUAAAGCCAGAUAUUUGUUUAAAUUAGUCACAAUUAGAUAUUUCUUAGUUUUGAGAUGAAAUCUUAGGUGCCUUCAAGUUUUAAAAAUUUAAGUAUUUUAAUUAAACUACACAAAUAUAAAUUUAGCCAAGUACUAUACUUGACCAGUGAGAAGAGCAAGCAAAAUUACUGAUUAUUUUAGAAAUCUGCAGAAGGUCAGGGUAAAUGGAAAUGCUGUGUGUUUGCGUUGCUGUUGAAAAUAGCUGUACCCCAUCCCCCAAAUCCUGAACAUCUGAAAUACAGCGCGGGGGUGGGGAGUGGGACUAAAGCCCUUUAGAAUGGCUACUUUUUUUGUAAAAGAGAAUUUGAAAACAGUAUAAUUUAACCCCAGUGAGCCAGAGCUCCUAAGUGUUGUUUCUAGAAUCAGUUUAACAUAGUGUACUACAGGAAAAAAAAAAUGGAUGCAAUCUAAACUAUUUGGUAACCUUAGGUUGUAAUCUGAUUUGGAAAUAAGUACAUCUUUAAAAGUUACUACUGUACAGAUUUCUGAGUUCAUUAUUUUGUUAAAAAUUGCUUAUAGAGUAUUUCCUUAUGUAACAGAAGCCAUCCUGAAAUGAAACUAGUCUAAAAAAAAUUCAUUGUUGUGUGUAGUUGUAGCUGUACCUGAAAUAAAAAUGUUAUUGAUGACUGAA